Molecule: messenger RNA, 3851 nt
Organism: Lytechinus pictus (painted urchin)
Lineage: Eukaryota; Metazoa; Echinodermata; Echinoidea; Temnopleuroida; Toxopneustidae
Product: endoribonuclease YbeY-like
Exons: 4
Coding region: 377-925 (182 amino acids)
Biological process (GO): rRNA processing
Molecular function (GO): metalloendopeptidase activity
Source: RefSeq, a predicted model, not a curated record
AGACGACGAUUAUCUAUGGGGCGCCAUGCAUACUCGAUGGUUUGAUAAUUGUGUUUCAAAUUUUUAACUUAUACUAGUCUAGUACUUGAAAACAAAUAUUUUUUUAUCAAGAACGAUGAAAUAUAAAUUUGAAAUUAAAAUGAUAAAAGCUGAAGCACGAAGAAACAGACUAGGUCUUGGAAAUGUAAAAUUAAAUGAAAUAUAUUCGGUAUGUUCUGUAAACUAACAUAAAAAAAACACACACGCACAAUCGGCGCUCUUCACUGCGCUACAUGCUUGCAAUUAAUUGCGCUAAUGAUACUAUGCUGCUGGCCGAAUUAUAACUUUGCUGGCAAAACCUGUCUUUCUUGGAAAUACCCGGGGAAUAUAUCUCACCAUGUCUAUUAUCGUGAGGAACUUUCAGAAGUCGGUGGCCUUUAAUCUGGAAAAGAUGAGAACUGACUUGAAAGCACUACGUCGAAUUCUUCGCGCAGAAAGAUUUGAUGUUUCAGUGAUAUGUGUGGAGGAUAAAGACAUCAGAGAAAUGAACAGGAUUUAUCGGGCGACAGAUGAACCUACGGACGUUCUCGCGUUUCCUGCCCACGAGAAUUUAAAGCCAGGACGGCUGCCGGACCCCUGGAGUGACUUAGCAGACUUGGGAGACAUGUUCCUUGGGAUGCAGUAUAUUGAAAGGGACUGUGCCAAACACAACUCAAAUAUUGAUGAUGUCCUACCGGUUAUUGUGACCCAUGGCCUCUGUCACCUAAUUGGCUACAAUCAUAAGUCACAAGAACAAUGGAAAAUGAUGUAUGAUCAAGAGCUACAGAUCCUAGAACAGUUCAAAAAGUUGACCGGUCAAGACCUCCGACCACUGACUGGACGCUCCGAUUUCCUUCAGGCCAAUCAUAUAGACCAACAAAAUCAGAGCCAACCUACUCAGAUCUAAGAACAGUGCAAUUUAUGUCUCUUCUCUUCUCUCUCUCUAUGUCUAUGUCUAUCUCUCUUUCUCUUGAUCUUUCUCUCUGAUGCCAUUCUCAUCUACUUACACUAGUCAACUGGAAACUGGUUUAAAGCGUAAUCGUUAUGUAAUAAGAAUGCUUGAUGGUUUCUUGGAAGUGGUCUUGGAAGCGAUAUUGGUCUAUCAGAACAGUUUGGAAAACCACUUGCGAUGUGGAUUUUGACCGCUUGGCCUCGUUAAACUAGUUUAAGUGUAGUUGAUGACACAACCAUUUUUCGAAUAGCGAUCUUCACACGGAACUACAGGAAAAUGACAUUUCAUUGAUUUUUUACCAUUCUCUAUAAUACUGCUCUCAUAUGACGUCACAAAUCAAGUAAUUAAAAUUCUAGUAACUUUUUAAUUCUUUGAUGGAUUUUUCUCAAACCUUUGGCAAGGUUUUUUAUCAUUUUUAUCUGAUAUUUUUUCAAUGAAUGUUUUGUCAGGGUGAACUUCCCCCUUUAAAUGUGUCUUUUUAUUGUCAUCAUCUACUUCCCUCUCUCUUUCUCACUCUCCCCUCAAGUUCUCUCUUUCACUCUUUUUCUGUCUCUAGCUGUCGCACAUCUUUGAAAUGAAAUUCCAUUGUUUUAAAAAUACCUUGAAUAUCAUGUUGAAAUAAACAUUUUUUAAUAAAAUCUUCACCAAUAAUUGUUAUCUAAUUUCUCUGCUUUAGUAUUAAAAAUCAACUUGUUAUAUCAGGGUGAUCUUUCCCUUUAACAGUUCCAUAGGAUUGAUGUUGCAUGGCUUAAGUUAAUCCAUGCCAUUCAAGGCCUCUUUGGGGGGAAUCUCUGGGUGGAAACAUUUUUGCAUGUCUGUAAUUUGUCCGUAUUUUGGAGUGGGUACUCAGAGUGCCCCUUCAUUUUUAAGAGCUCACAAUAUUUGCCAAAAGCAGAACAUCUCCUUUCAGUGCAAAAAUAUUUGUGCAUAAAAGUCAAAGCAAUAUAAAUAAAAUUAAAUUAAAUUUUGCAUCAUUACAGUGCCCAUACUUCAACUUUGGUUGCAUGACCCACAUGUAAUUAGAUCAUUGUAACUUGUACAAUUUUAGCUAAAAUAUUCCCUAGGUACAUGUAUGGUAUGUUUUUGCACAAUAUAUACAAGGUGAGAUGAUGUAUGGUGUAUGGUUUACUACCCACUUGCAUUGGUGUAAGGUUUAAAACCAAGCACCAUCAGUGGCAGCAUUGAAACCUGGAAUAAACACUGGGAUUAUUAUCACUAGGUUUUGAGCUCAAAUGUGAUUGUUGUAAUUUUAUACACCCAAAUAGAGUUUUGGGCUUGAUAAUAUUGUUCUAUAAACCCGAAUAUGGAGUCAAACUAGUCGCGAAGCCUGGCGUACCAAUGUUGAUUCAUUCUCGGAUGCGUCCGAUUUGUAGUGUAGUGUUGUGUUGACUAUUAAUUAAUGCAAUAUUUUCUAGAGUCCUGAUUUUCCUUUAUCACAUAAGGUGGAUUUUUUAAAUUGAAAACAUACUAUUUAUGGACAUAUGGUAUUUAUUUUUUUGUGGAUAACGUGUAUGUUUUGUAAAUAUGAUAAAUAUGAUAUGAUAAAUGGAAAAAUAAUUUGCUGUAUUUUUCAGAUUGUAUCAUGUUCUUGUAUAUAUAAUGUUCUUCUUGAUUAUGUUGGAAUAUAAUUGUAUUAAGGGAAUUCACAUGAAAUGAACAUUCAUGUAUUGAGUAGGUAAAUGUAUGAUGUGUGUGGCUUCACCAUUCAUUCAGGUGAAAAUCAGUGUGUGAAACUUAUGAAAGUAAGUUUAUGUUACAGUAUAAAUCUUACAUGUUGUUUCCAUGAUAUUAUAUCCCAGCAAUGAGCAUACACAAACAUUAAAAGAACAUUAGAAGAAAUGUUUUAAAAAUGUCUAACGUUUGAAAACAUUUUUUUUGCAUGUUCUAAAAAUGCAGUAUUUUUGCUGAGAUACUACUUCUUGUUUCGUAGUGUUAAUGUCUUUUCUAUUGUCUGUAUUGCUUUAUUUAUUCAACCUUGUAUUCAUGCCAUUUAAAAAAAAUUCAUCUUCAUAAUAAAUUAUAUGAAUUUUUCACCCGUGCAUGUACAUUUAUCUAAAUCUGAGAGUUCCAGAAGAUAUUAAAAAUAAUGUCAAACAGGGUAGAGUGUUGUUUUCUAAUAUUCUAUUUCAUAUCAUUACCACAUUUCUAAAUUCAGGUAUCAGAAGUAUAAGCGCAUUCCAUGAUGGCAUUCAUAGUUUAUCCGUUGGGUGUUUCUUGUAUAAAAAGAUCAUUUUGACUUCGGGGAAUUUUAGAAGGUGGACUUUUGCAAGUUUACCUGUGCAUGUAUGCAAGAAUGUUUAAAUUAUUCACAUGUAAUUUCUCUAGUUUUAUGAUUUUUUUUUCAUGGAGGGGGGGGGGGGUAAUAUGUUGAAGUUCAUUAAACUUGUAUUAAUCAUGCACAUCUUCACUGAAUAAGAAAUAUUUUCCUGCUUUCUUCAAAGGAAUUAUCUGAUACUUCCAUUGUUUGUAAAUAUGUUUGAUUUUGUUGAGUUUUUAGCACACUGUGAAAUCAUGGCCAAUAUUUAAAAAUAUCUUGCUUCCAAUGUAAAGUUGUACUUUACAUAUAGAUAGAAUAAUUUCUAACAGGGCAAUGCAAGAGACUUAUAUUCAAUUCUGAAGUCCAAAAAUUAAGUGCAAGUCCUUAGCUUGAAUGUAAAUCUGUAGUUCGAUUGUGUUUAAUUACAACUGAUUUCUUCUCUCUGGCAAUGCUUUAUUGGAUUUGACUUUUGCUUGACUUUCAAUUGAGCUGAAGUUUCUUACAAUGCCCCAUAUGAUGUAUAUUUUAGACUAUUUAUCUUAUUUGUACUUUUAUUAACUUUGCUUUAUUAUAAAAGCAAUUUGAGCCUUUAUUAAGGGGCAGUAUUAAAGAAAUAUUAAUCAA